AUGAAAAUUCAUGUUUAUGGGUUGAUUACCUCUUCUCUUGCUCUAAAAUUGGCUAAUUGUUCAACAAUAGAGGAAAAUAAAAGCUGUAAGGCAGCUCUCUUUGGCACAAUGAUCAAUGGAGACAUUUUCUUUGAUAAUUUUGGGGCUAGCGGCAAAUACUUGAAUGAACUUGGGAGUUACUCUUUUUGUGAGCAAGCUAGUAAUAAUUCCUAUUACUACUCACUACAAAUAUUGGAGACAGUUGAGCCUAUAAAUUAUUAUAUGGUUGGCAAAUGUAUGAUGAAAGAGUGCCCCACCGAAUACAUUAAAGUAUUUGACUAAAUAGCUUACUUGAGUCCUUUGUCUGAAAAAAUGAAUUAAGCAGUAUCCAAUUCCUAUAAAAAACCCUCUGAUGAUUUAUAAUAAUUAUAAGAUAGCUUUGCACCUGGGUACUAUGUAAUGUGGGGUUUAUUUAUUUCAACGAUCUUACUCUCAAUACUUGGUGUCCUAGUCUAAUACACUUCAUUUGGAGACAUCUAGAAUAAAUCUCAUAAUUUUUAAGUCAAGUUUUCUGAGAAAGAAGGCAAACAAUAAUACAUUGAAUUACUAUCCCAGAUUGACAGACUUAUUUUAAAUCGCAAAAAAAUCUGGGCUAUAUUCUUAUUAUGCUUUAGCAUUCCUAGAAAUCUCACAAGUUUAUUCUAUGAUCUUGAUAAUGCAAAAAAGGUUAGUUACAUGAGAGCUUUAAAAGUAUUUGGAUUCAUCUGGAUAAGCUUUAAUUUCGUUUUGGGUAUUGCAUUCAAAGCUUUUCCUUAAAACUAAGGUGACUAUCCAGAAGUGACAACGAAUUUCUUCAGUGUGAUCUUAUUACAAGGUUAAAUUUAUGGAUUCGGUUUAUUCUAUUUUUACUCAGGCUUCCAUCACAUGUAUGAAAACUUGAUUUGCAUUUAUGUGAAGAGAUAAAACUUUAACGUAGUUAUAUUUGCUAUCAGAACUAUCAUUAUGUUUUUCUUAUCAAUGGUACUAAUUACCUCUAUUAUGGUUGCUUUCUUUCCAUUCCUUGGAAGUGGUCCAUUAUAUGCUUUCAUGAGUGAGUAGAUUUUUAUUAAUACUUGCAAAAAAUAUUGGUGGACUAACCUUCUUUUGAUAAAUAAUUUCUAUCCAUGGAACUUGAGCGAUCAAUGCGGAUUAGCUUUGACUUUCUUUUCAAAUGAUGUGCAAAUGGUACUUACCCUUAUCCCUUUAUACUUGUAUCUAUACAAAAAUACCUACAGAAAAGUCUUUAUUAUAUCAUUCUUGAUUAUUGCUUUUGGCGCUUCCUUUAUACCUACCUUUUAUUACACAUUUACCAAGAAAGUUAAUUCGUUUCCUAAUAUAGACACUAAAAUGGCAUAAGAAAUUUUAUCAAGACUUUUCUAUAGAAUCCCUCUAUUCUUAUGUGGAAUUGCUUUGGCAAUCUUAAAAUUCGAAUAUAAAUAUGUCGAUAAACUGAAUGAUGGCUCGUUUCCAUUUCAUAAGAAAUUCUUGAUCAAUCUCAAGUAGAAGAAAUAUUGCUAUGCCAUUCUCUAUACAGUUGGAUUUUCAUUAAUUCUAUUCCCACUUUUGAUCUAAUUAAGCAAUGUUGCUUGUGUUGAUCAGUCUCCAGUACCAGAUAUGACUUUCAAAGCUUUGAACUAUUGCUGGCCACCACUUGUAUCUGCAUUUUACAAUGUCCUUUGCCAGCCUAUGUUUUUCACGGGAAUUAUUCUUGUUAUUAUUCCUUCGAUGAUCAAUUUAUCUGACAUUUUGAGACCUUUGGUCAGUUCUCACUUAUUUCAAAUUCUUGAAGAGCUCACCUACUCUGCAUAUCUGCUUCAUUUUGUUAUAGUAUCAUGGUACUUUGCAUCUAGAGAAUAGGACAUUAUACUAACAUUGAGCUACUUAUUUUAAAUUGGAAUAGCAUCAGCUAUGUUUUCAUACUUAAUAUCAAUUCCUUUUUAUGUUCUUUGUGAAAGACCAUGUAGAAACUUUAUUGACUUGAUUCUUUUCCCUAAAAAUACGAUAUUCAAAAAGGUAAAGGACGUUGAUGAUGAGGAAACUGAUGAGGAGACUGAGGAUGAUGACAUUAAUGAAGUUAAAAUUGAUACUAACUUCAAUAAAUCUUUAUUUUUAUCAACUCAAGACUAAACAACUUCACCUUCAGAUUUUAGUCUGAAGAGAAAAGCAAGAGAAUCUAAAAGAUCUAGACAAUUUACAAUGAAGCAAGACAAUAAGUGCAGAUUUUGUUAAGGUGAAGAUCGAAACUGCACUUGCAACUGUAUGACAACCAAGAAAAAAUGCGAGUGUGCUAACAAAUCAUCUUUCUAAUCGUAAUCAGUUUAUAAAUCAUCAGGCCUAAAUCAAAGAUUAUAAUCAAAAAAUACUUUAAACUCAGAGGGAAGAUAUUCCAAUACGAAAAGAGAUAAUCCUUAUUAAUUAGUAACAUCUUAAAGUCAACAUUAACUUCUAUCUAAACUUUCAUCCUAGGAGUAUGAUAAGAAAAGAGUAAGCUUUGAUGUUAAUAACCUCAAAUGA
Messenger RNA from Stylonychia lemnae, 2532 nucleotides. NCBI's taxonomy places the organism in Eukaryota, Ciliophora, Spirotrichea, Sporadotrichida, Oxytrichidae. The record is from the annotation of a GenBank genome assembly.